UACAUGUGGAUUCUAAACAGUGAAAGAGAAGGAACAACAUAAAAAUACUCAAAUUUUGUUGGUUUGAAAGUUUAUGGCAUGGUUGAAAAUGUUCAACGGUGAGCAACAAAGCUUUUACUUUUCCUCUAUGGACCCAAGAAUUUCCUUCUCCAAUGAUUUUGCUGAUGCAAAAAAAGCUAACAAGUAUGAAAGCAGUUAUAGAGAAGCACCAGUUUCCACAGAUUUCGAGUUCUCAGUGAAAAACGACUCCAUGAUUCCUGCAGAUGAAAUCUUCUUCGAGGGUACAAUGCUGCCUUUGAAGGAUAACUGCACCAACCAACAGCGAAAAAUGACCUUAAGAGAUGAGUUACUUGUCGAUGAUGAGUAUGAUAAUGCGUUCCCAGCACCAAAGAUUUCAGGCUGGUGGAAGGAAAAACUGGGCUUAAAGAGGGGUCACAUUGCACCUAAGAAGAGCGAUAGGGUCGCUGGGGUUUUGGAUAGAGUUGUUGAAGAGAUGCCUAUUUUUGUUCAUGAAGAGGGACUGGCUAACAAGAGAACACAGGAAGUGUUGGUUGAAGGAGGGUUAAGUUGUAAAGAUGGUGCAAUGAAAUGUUAUCCAAAGUGAAAGAGAAGCAAAUCCUGGGAUGUGAGGGAGAGAGACAUGGCCAUUUUUUCAAAGGAGGGAAAUUUCAUUUAUCUCUGCUGUGCACUGUGAGACUGCAACAGAGCUGAGAUUUUGUCUAACUUAUUCUUCUUCUUCUUCUUUUUCUGGUUAUUUUUUGUGGCUUUACUUUUUUGUUCCACUCUAAACAGCAAUCUCUCUCCUUUAUACUUCCCCUUUUAGUAAAACCCUCCCCUGUGCUCCCCAUGGAACGAGUGGUAUUUUGCUGUUUUGGUAUGUACAAAUGUUUUCUGUUGAAUAACUUCCACUAAAUCAAGUAGUAUUGGUAAUGCAA
Populus nigra (black poplar) is the source of this 935-nucleotide messenger RNA. RefSeq lists its product as uncharacterized. The record is from RefSeq and is a predicted model, not a curated record. Bases 74 to 604 code for a protein of 176 amino acids. Lineage: Eukaryota; Viridiplantae; Streptophyta; Magnoliopsida; Malpighiales; Salicaceae. The transcript has 2 exons.